Molecule: messenger RNA, 1197 nt
Organism: Ordospora pajunii
Lineage: Eukaryota; Fungi; Microsporidia; Ordosporidae
Product: membrane-bound O-acyltransferase
Exons: 1
Coding region: 1-1197 (398 amino acids)
Cellular component (GO): endoplasmic reticulum membrane
Source: RefSeq, a predicted model, not a curated record
AUGGAUGACACUGCCCGUUCGAUUCGCAAGAAUAAUGCCAGAAAGACUCCGCUGCCUUCUCGCAUAAAAAACAGGAGAGGCUGCAGGGCAUACGGAUUGAAGAACCUGGCAAUAAUCAUAGCGUUUCUAAGUGUCGGGAGGUUCAUAAUAGAUAACAACAAAGAAUUCGGGUUUCUGAUGUCUCUUCCACUGCAAACACUUUCUCUCUCAGAAUGCAUCUACUUCAUCAUCACUAUUGCAAUUUCAUUAGCACGAUCAUUCAUCGGGUUCUACAUCGAAACAACUAAUCAAAGGCCAGUGUACAUCCACAUCAACAUUGUCGUCAUGGAGGCUAUAAUUGCAUACUUGAAUCUGAAACAUAUAAAGCAUAUAUAUUCAUCCGGAUGGUCAAUGAUAUUUGAUAUUGUUUGUGUGGCCAAGCUGAUAUCAUUUCAUCUUGUAAGUAGAGAGUCAAAACGAAAGGCCUGUACUAGCCAUACAGUACCUACAUUAGGGCACUUCUCGUACUUCUUGUCAGUCCCUACUCUUUGCUUUGAGUUCGAAUUCCCGCUUAGAACUAAACGAGACACUACGAAAAUCAUGUGGAGAUUUGCCCAACUAGCACUUGGAUUCCUUCUUUUUGUAUUUGUAAUGGACCAAUAUGCAAUCCCAAGCAUAUAUAGAAUAACUGGAUUCAGCAACAUAACAACAGUGGUUGAGAACAUAAUCAAUUUUUCAAUAAGCACAAUCAUAUUGUUUCUUGUGUUUUUCUACACAGUAUUCUACUGCCUUCUUGAAGCAAUUGCCGAAAUAACAUUGUUCUACGACACAUGCUUCUACCAGGAAUGGUGGAAUGCAUCAUCGGCAAGGGAAUUCUGGGCACUGUGGAAUAGGCCCGUAUAUGUUUGGCUCAAGAAACAUGUUUAUUCGGCAAUGAUCAGUAAAGGCGUGUCUAGAAGCAAGGCUGCAGCCAUGGUGUUUGUGGUUUCCGGCCUUGUUCACGAAUACGUCAUCUCGAUAUCGAUAAAGAAAUUCACUGGAUGGUUCUUCAUAACCAUGCUUAUCCAGAUUCCACUCAUACACAUAACCGAGUCGUUCAAGAGACGGUUUCCAUCCCUAGCAAACUUUUUUUUCUGGGGCACGUUUUGUGUAAUAGGACAGCCUUCCGUAAUGCUAUUGUACUACAGAUCGUUGUAUAUAAAAAAGCAUCGCAUGUAG